Molecule: messenger RNA, 1718 nt
Organism: Zea mays
Lineage: Eukaryota; Viridiplantae; Streptophyta; Magnoliopsida; Poales; Poaceae
Product: RR1-Corn type-A response regulator
Exons: 5
Coding region: 302-1015 (237 amino acids)
Biological process (GO): phosphorelay signal transduction system; cytokinin-activated signaling pathway
Source: RefSeq, a predicted model, not a curated record
GCCACUUCUGCUCUGUUUUUUUUAUAUAUAUAUACAUACUAUCAGGCUAGACCGGUAGAGUAUAUUAAUUCUAAACAGCUCGUGUGAUGUUUCACCCAGUCAUCGCCGUCGACAGCGCGAGGAAGGCGAUGGAGUUCCUCGGCCUCAAGGACGGCGGCGAGGUAACAGCCGCUACCUGCCCUGCCCACAGCGAGCUAGCCUGAAGGCGACACACGGGAUUAGUCAGCACUCAGCACCACCAGGUCCGGCCGCCGGCCGGCAUCCCUUUCCCGUGCCGGGGAGCUGCUCACAAAGAGAGCGCAUGGGCUCCUGCCUCGGUGCCUCCUGCACCACAGGCCGCGCCGUAUCGUACGGCCCACGCGUCCGCGCAUGCGCGCGUGACGGCUUCUGUUCCCCGCCCCCUCUUUGGGGGAGCAAAAGGCAGCCGCUUUUCCAUGGCGGAGCAGGCCGUCGACAUGGUGCUCACGGACUACUGCAUGCCCGAGAUGACCGGCUACGACCUCCUCAAGGCCAUCAAGGCACUGAACCCCCUGGAGCCGAUCCCGGUCGUCGUCAUGUCGUCAGAAGACGAGCCCCAGAGGAUCAGCCGAUGCCUGAGCGCCGGCGCCGAGGACUUCAUCGUGAAGCCCCUGCAGAGCAAGGACGUGCAGCGCCUCCGGAACUGCUCCGCCGCCGCGAGGCCCAGCAAGGGCGCCGCGCCGUGCGAGGCCGCCGUCGUGGCCAAGAGGAAUCAAAAGCCGCCGCAUCCUGCCGGCGCCGCGUCGCCGUCUGGACGGCGAGCGAGCCUCGCCGGAGUCGCCAUGGUGCUGCACUCGUCGGGCGUGGAGUACCUGCCGCUCCUGCUCAAGCUCGUCGUGCUGGCGUACGCGGCGCUGUGCCUGGGAGAGCUCCUGCACAGGUGGGCGUCGUCGGACGGCCGCUGCUCGCUCUCCCCGUGGUGCGCCUGAGCAGCGGUGCGUGUCCUGGGCACCAGCAGGAGACUGGUGAUGCAAAUGCAGAGUUUUUCAGCUGCUGAACCAAAAAAAAAAACCUCCAACAGCCGUGGAGGUCUAGCUUAGCCUUUAAUUUAGGCACUGUAGAAGAUUGACUGCUUUGGGAUUGGGUACGCUCGCGUCUGCCGUCUGCGUGGCGUUUGUUUCUUGAUUUGAGGGAGACGUAUGUAUGUACGUACGAUACGAGGCCACGGGGGGUACGCUCCCCUGUAUCCUCUCCUCUGUAUAGAAUCCACUGAAUCAGAAUGCAACGCGUGACCCGAGCCAAGUACCUGGCGUCCUCUUCGGCCUGGAUCCGGGCUGAUAUGCUUCACGCGACGGACGGCGAUGGCGAUUGCUCACCAGCUCGGAUGAUCAGAUCCGAUAUUCCCAUCCGAUCCCAGGGGAAAGACGACAACGCAGGUUGUUGACUUGUCGUAGCAUCGGACCCUCCCGACUCGAUGAUUGCGAUGUUUACCACUACCAGUUUGUUCAUGUAAGCCUUGAGCUGCGCAAUCUCAACCACUGGAGGCAUGGGAAUGGGAUCACGAUCAUCACCGAACUCAACCGUUGCAUAAAAAGGAAAGAAAGAUUCUACUGCUAUGAUACUGUAUGCAGAGGGGCCGAAUCCCGUGCAGAUCUUUCGAUAUUUCCUCCUCGUACGGACCAGCAUCAUGCCAGAGCAAAACUUUCAAUGACACGUCUAACCUGAUAUUUAAAAGGAAAUAAAGCUACUUUUUUUUCUAA